Messenger RNA from Heteronotia binoei (common prickly gecko), 5242 nucleotides. RefSeq names its product TBC1 domain family member 24 (gene TBC1D24). The coding region runs from base 197 to 1864 and encodes 555 amino acids. Lineage: Eukaryota; Metazoa; Chordata; Lepidosauria; Squamata; Gekkonidae. The record is from RefSeq and is a predicted model, not a curated record. The transcript is spliced from 8 exons.
GGCGCUGCUUGGGGGUAGGGAGCGGCGAGGGAUGGUGGAGGGGGGGCACAUACCAGCAGCCCCCGUCUGAGUCGCUGCGAGGAGAUUAUUUCCAUUGAUUUACUUGGAUGGGGCUUGUGCUGGCUUUUAAACGAUAAAGAAGGGGAGCCAGGAGAGCGCGUGUGUGAAUGUUACCUUGUAAAGACCCUCAGCAGCCAUGGGCGAAUAUAGCCGUUUCAUAGAUUGGGAUAGGAUGGAUUCUUCUAUCCAGGACCAGGACUCCAAAGAACUGAGCAGCACAGAAUUCCAAGAGCUGAAACAACUGGCUCGCCAGGGUUACUGGGCCAAGAACCACUCUUUGAGAGCCAAAGUGUACCACAAACUGAUCAGUGGCAUUCCUUGCCGCACAGUGACGCCCGAUGCCAAUGUCUACCGGGACAUAGUUGUGAAGAUAGUGGGCAAACGUAACAGCAGCACCCUCCCGCUGCCGGAGUUCGUGGACGACAGCUUAGUCCCCACUUACUGCCUGAACGCAGAGGGCGUAGGGGCGGUGAGGAAGAUCAUCUCGUGCAUCGCGAGCCAGUUCCCAGACAUUUCGUUCUGCCCGGCGUUGCCGUCGGUAGUGGCGCUCCUCCUCCACUACAGCAGGGAUGAGGCGGAGUGCUUCGAGAAGGUUUGUCGCAUCCUGGCCUGCAACGAUCCCGCCAAGCGCUUCAUCGACCAGACUUUCUUGGCUUUCGAGUCCUCGUGCAUGACUUUCGGGGAUCUGGUGAACAAGUACUGUCAGGCGGCUCACAAGCUCAUGGUGGCCGUGUCGGAGGACGUGCUGGAAGUGUACUCCGACUGGCAGCGGUGGCUCUUCGGAGAGCUGCCCAUGACUUACAUCGCCCGGGUUUUUGACGUGUUCUUGGUGGAAGGCUACAAGGUGCUCUACCGCGUCGCCCUGGCCCUCCUGAAGUUCUUCCACAAAGGGAGAGCUGGGCAGACGAUGGAGUCGGACAACGUGCAGCAGGACAUCCGGGCUUUCAUCCGGGACAUUGCGAAGUCGGUGUCUCCUGAGAAACUGCUGGAGAAAGCGUUUGCCAUCCGGCUGUUCUCGCGGAAGGAGAUCCAUCUGCUGCAGAUGGCAAAUGAGAAGGCCCUUCAGCAGAAAGGCAUAACAGUCAAGCAGAAGAGGCAGAAUGUCCACCUGGCGGUUCAUGCAGAAAACUUCAAGUCUGAAAUUGUGGACGUCAAGAAGAUGAGAGACAUCUGGUCGUGGAUUCCCGAACGCUUUGCACUUUGCCAGCCGCUGUUAGUGUAUACCACCUCGGAACACGGCUGCAGCUUGAGCAGGUUCUUUUCGCACUGCGAGGGACAUGAGCCGACUCUCCUCCUGAUUAAGACAACGGCCCAAGAGGUCUGCGGUGCUUACUUAUCGACAGACUGGAACGAACGCAAGCGAGGAGGAGGAAAACUGAGUUUCUUCGGGACGGGGGAAUGCUUUGUGUUCCGGCUGGUGCCCGAAGUGGAGCGCUACGAGUGGGUGGUGAUCAAGCACCCGGAACUCGCCAUGCCUGGGCUUGAGCAAGGAGCUGGACCUCCUCAGGCGGCUGACACCUCCUCCUCCACUAGCGCUCCCUCCGACCCUUCUGGCCGCCUCUCCCCCUUCCUUUCCGCCCGUCACUUCAACCUGCCUUCCAAAGCUGCGUCCAUGUUCAUGGCUGGCGACAGGGAAUGCAUCAUCGUUGGUGGUGGUGAUGGACAAGCCCUCUACAUAGAUGCCGAUCUGAACCAUGGAAGAACCAGCCACUGCAACACUUUCAACAAUCAGCCGCUGUGCUCCGAAAGCUUCCAGAUCGCCAUCCUGGAGGUCUGGGGCUUCAUUGACACCAUGAGCAGCUGAGGCAGCUGCCUUCACUAAAAAUGCCCAGCUCUUGGAGAAUCUCGUGAUCGUGAGCACCAUUCCGGUUGGCAGGAGCCAAGCUAAUACUCAAAACACCCUGAACUAGCAGGCUCCUUGUAAUUCAGAGAUCUGGAGGUCCUUUCGAGGAGCGUCCUCAAAACGCAGAGGGCUUAGUUGUUCUUGCUGUCAGUUUGUUCGGACGCAAUUCCCAAUGGACUCAGUGGGGCCUGUGCAGCACGUUAACUUUUUGGCGUGUGUCUGAAUCUUGAUAAAUGUAUCGUGAUAUUUACACUGGUGAGGCUGUGUGCUCUUGUAUCCCCAGGUUGGUGCAGAGUCACGUCGGAGCUGUGCUUAGCUUCUAAGAGGCUAAGUGGGCUUCCGAUGCCGGCAAGUCUUUGUGGGCAUCGAGGGGUAGAAGCCUCGCGCUUUGCAGAAGGUUCCUACCAGGAUUGAAAUCUUGAGGGAGAUGAGCGAGACCUGAAGUGGUGAUUGUUUUUCCCCCACCCCAUUACAUAACAUGCCAAUCCAGCAGGGAUCCCGCAACUCUCAGGCGUAGCUUUUCUGGGGCUGAAACAGGAGGGCUGGGAAAACACAUGCGCCCUGCUCAGCGUACAUGGAAAAGCUCUGCACACGCUGUCUGGGAUCCAAGCCAUUGCCUUCUCGAUUCUGUUCCCCGAAAAGAAAUGUCUUAGGUGGUUUUGUGUGUCACGUGUGAAUGUGCUCUGCAAACUUAUGUCUUAACAUUCUGUGGUGGCUGGAAUAUGGUUGAGGGGUGACUCAGGCACGCUUGCUUCCCAUCCCUCUACAGCCCUGCUGCGGUGGCUUCCGAUGUGAAGCAGAAAGAUUGCUAACGUGGCCUGGCAUUCCAUUUCGCUGUGGUUUUAGGUGGUACGUUGCGGCAGCUCUAGGUGUUUGAAACGAAGAACGCCCUGCCCUCCCCCAGCAGUGGAGCCACUACAUUGCCUUUGGAAGAAGAGGAGAAGGAGGCAGGCAGGCAAGCAGAGUUUGCAGGAGAAGCGUUGGCUUGGGGUUUUCAAGCAGCCUUCAAAGUUCAAGCCACUGCAGUUGGCUGCAAAGUUGUUUAAAACACAUCGGCCUCUGUUUUGCCUGCAGAUGGGGCUGACUUCUUCCACGGACUCUAGGGGGUGCUCUUUCACUGACAGGUUGCCUUAGGUCUCCAGCAGCCCUUGCGUGUUCCUUUAUGGUGGGUUUUUUUUUUCCCCGAUGCAGGCGGCCAUCGAUGAGCAAAAAUCUGUUUCUUUUAGAUGCAUCCCGCUUCCCAGCUGCCUAGCUGAGCAAACGAAAGAGGGAAAUUUUAAAAUACAUACCCAGCAUCUCUGUGGUGUAUUGGAGAGCUUGGAGACUUUGUCUCCUCCGUGACAAACGGGCCGGUAAUUAACUGUGUCACUUAUUCUGGAUAGGGUACAAACGUCGUUUGAAGAUGGAAGACGGGGAUGAGAGCUGACAGCUCCAGGAACACUUAAAAUAGAGCAAGAAGCCAUUUAGUGUCGCAGUCCGGGUCUCUAUUCCAAUGCUGCCUCCAAAUGCCUUGGUGAGAGAGGUGCUAUGGAUUGUAUGACAAGCCUACCCACGAAGACCAGUUGUUUGUGACAGCUGGUAGAGCUUUAUUUGUGGUAGUGCUGCCUUUCUGGGUGAUACUGAAAGUCCCCCCCACACACACACUCCCCAAAUUUCACAUCGUCGUGAGCAGAACGAUGCUGCUGCUUCCUUUAUGUGAUAGAAGCAAUUCUGGAAUAUCCAGAUGCGAUGGGUUAUAUUUAUGAAGUAGAAGUUCCAGCAAUCCUUGGGCCUGGCACCGGGGUUACUGUGUCCAUCCGGAUCACGAUGCCCGUUUUUCAGCUGGCGUUGCAUUGCAAAAGACUCAAAACGCAUAUCCAUCCCGUGUUAUGGGAAGGAGGAUUAAGAAAACCAUGGCUGGCAUACAGUCUCCCUGCUCGGAGAUGGGUUUACGACGCUGCUUUGUUUUUGCCCAAACUGUGCAACUGCCCCUGGCAAUCAUGCAUUGAAAGAAUAGCCUUCCUUGGAUCACGAGAAUCCCUUAAAUUACAUACCAAUUGCUUCCAUUAAAUUUAUUUCUGAGAGGUUAAGGAUCUAACAGUUGGGACGGAGCUGUCCUGCAAAGCAAACCAUACAGUUCAGAUAAUCCCCCCCUCUUUGAUUAAUGCCGGGUAGCAACAUCAGUAGCACUGAGGAAGGUAGAAACAAUCCUGGAGAUCUCCAGGGAAUGAGAUCUAUCUUUGAAAACUUUUGGUCAUGCCCCAAGAGAGACUUGCCCUGUUAACUGACGGCACUGUACGCUCCCUGGUUGAUCUUCUGUUGAGAAGACACUUGAAGAACCUCUGCUGUUCUCGUCGUCCUCAUAGGCAAAGAGGGAGGGACCGGGUUUUUUAAAAAGUACGACCAAUUUUACACUAGGCCUUGAAUCCCGGUUUAGCCCUGUCCCCAAACUGACAUUCUACGCUAGACUCACAGAAUCAGAGAAAUCAACUCUGCGGCUCUGUGAUUCUUUGAUUUUAAAGUAGAAUGUCAGUUUGAGGAGAGGGCUAAACCAGGAUUGAAGGCCUAGUGCAGAAUCGCACGUAGAGAGCAGGAAUGUUUUCAGUUUCAAAAGAAAAAGUGGGUAUACCAUUAACCCCAACACGAGCGCGGAGGAAUAAAUAUACAGCUCCUGCUGGUUCUUUUUCUUUUCCAAGGGAAAUAGAUUCUGCUUGCAGCCCCUUCAGUGUGUUCCACGUUACCCCUUGGAAUUUGAUUUUUUUUAACCGUAAUAGUCAGCAGGGCUUUUUUUUGUAGCAGGAAUUCCUUUGCAUAUUAGGCCCCCCUGAUGUAGCCAAUCCUCCAAGAGCUUACGGGGCUUUUAGUCCAGGGCCUACUGUAAGCUCCAGGAGGAUUGGCUACAUCAGGGGUGUGUGGCCUAAUAUGCAAAUGAGGUCCUGCUACCAAAGAAAAGCCCUGAUAGUCACCAUGGUGAUGGUGUGAGCAAGGGCAGCCCCUCUCACCUUUGGCCGAGGAAAGGUACUCUGGUGCGUUGACCUGGCAGCUCCCAGAAGAGAGAUCCAGGCUUCUGGCUUUUAACGUCCGUAUCAAUUGUUCUGUGUGUUAACUUUCUUCAAGGUGAAAAUUGUACUUGACUGUAUCAGUAUGUGGCGAAUGUGCUGAUCCCCAUCCCCAUUUCCGAUGUGUGGCUUGCGUUCCUUUCCCCCUGCUGGAAACCUGUUGUUAUUGCUCCGUUUACCAUGUCAUAUAAUGUGGAUUCUCCAGUUUGAUGUCAUUGAUUGCAGCAGCGCGUGUGACUUUUUGCUGGAUAAACUUUGGGGGUUUUUUACAGUCAAGAAAUAAACUUAAUCUUUCACUACC